AAAUGACGUUUGACGUACUGUUUUUAACCAUUUGACGCAUUUGUUUAGGUUAGCCAAAAUAUUAUAAAAUCGAAUUUCACAUGUAUUAUUAAUGUAAUUAGCUAAUUCAUGUAAGAACAACAGACCAAUAUGAAUCUUAUAAGCGAUAUAUAGUUUUUUUGAUAUGUAUCAUAAGACUGAUUCUUUAAUUCUGUACCAAAAAGAUAUGUAAAUUCAGCUAACUGUGACUUUACACCAUUAGUAUGCCCACAUUUCUAACUCCAGGCCGGCAUGGCUAUAGUGUUAGAUUUUCACGGACUAGGCCUGAUGCCCUGGCAGUGGCCACGAGUCAGUACUAUGGCCUCGCUGGCGGGGGCACACUAUUCUUCCUGGAAUUGGCCCCGGAUGGAAGCACUCUGUUGGAAAUGCAGAAAUUGGAAUGGAGCGAUGGAUUAUUUGAUGUGACAUGGUCGGGCACGAACGAGACGGCGGUGGCUUGCGGCGCGGGCGACGGCGCGGUGGUGGUGUGGCGAGGUGGCUGCGCGGCGCCGCUGCGGGUGCUGCGCGGCCAUUCCAGCGAGGUUUGCUCCGUCGACUGGCCGCGGGGCCGUCUACUCAGCGCCAGCUGGGACACCACUGUCAAACUGUGGGAUCCUGAAUCAGAAACGUGCAUCAAUACGUACGCGGGUCACUCACAGCUAGUCUACACAGCGGCGUUCUCCCCUCACUCACCUGCUACUUUCGCCUCUGUGUCUGGGGACGGUCACCUCAAGUUAUGGACAUGUACAGAGCCACGGCCUGCCGCCGUCGUUAAAGCGCACGAAGCUGAGGUGUUAUCAUGCGACUGGAGUAGAAUAGAAACACACGCAAUAGCGACAUCUGGAUCCGAUGGUUUAGUCAAAGGAUGGGAUUUGCGACGGCUUACUUCUCCUAUGUUCACACUUAAAGGUUGCGAGUGCGCAGUGCGGAGGGUACAGUUCUCACCACACGCGCCGUCCGUUAUAGCGGCCGUGUCGUACGAUUUUACCACGAGGAUAUGGGACUUGAAGAGAGGCUGCGAUCCACUGGAGACGAUCCGCCACCAUUCAGAGUUCACGUACGGCCUCGACUGGAACUGCCUCCGGCCGCACCAGAUAGCCGACUGCGGCUGGGACUCGCUAGUGCAUGUGUUUAUUCCGAGAUCGCUCGUCUGAGACUGGUUUAGAUGUCCACAGAGUGUUCGAAUGUUAAUUCUUGACUGAUGAUGGCUGUGUAUAGUGAGAAUACAUGUUGUGCCAAUAUGCACUUUGAGUGCCAAAUUUAUUGGAGUCAUAUUCGUUUGAACGAAUUAAUUGGUGCGUAGUAGUUAAAGAUUAAAACAAAACAGGGAUGAUAUUACCUUCCACUGGCGGUGUCCUGCAACUUAUUUUAUCAUAUAUUGAUAAAAUAUUUAAUAAAAUACGUUUAUAACAAAGUGUAAUGAUCAGAAUUAAUUUUUAAAAACUAUUGAACUAUUUUCAUUGUUUCUAAUUGAUUAUUUAAAGAGUUACUUCAUAUGUUGCUUCCGAAGUUUUUAAAUAAUUUUUAGCCGUCGAAAUCUAAAUUUUCAUUGAUAGAAACUUAAUAAGAAUCUUAUUGCAUUAAUAUUUAAAUUCUUUAUUACUUUAUAAAUCAUCAGAUAUAAUUAGUAAUGAUAAUUGCCUGUUUUUGUAAAUUGACACAUAAAAGCAAUGUUGCCACACUUUGAUAUGAGCAUUUAAAAACACGUAUUUAGUUUUUUUUUUAUAUAUUAUUAUUUAUUUUUAAUGUUGCUAGUUCCACCGUCGGUAAAGGGCUUGUUAAUGUUGAUGGACGUGGGGUAUGAGGGAUGUAUUAUAAAAUUAUUAUUUCGUUAUGUAUUAAUAAAAUAUUAUUAGUUUUAAUAUGUCAUAAUACACUCGACCCUUUAAAGAAUUUAUUAGAUUUAGAGCUUCUAUAUUAUAGAGAAUUUGUUUAGUUGAAUUGCAAAAUACGACCUUCGCUAUUUAGCGACAGUUUGACAGACUUUGUUAACGCUGCGUUUCUACUAAACCUAGUUUUAUACAUGUUGUUAUAUAUAUAUAUAUAUAUAUAUAUAUAUAUAUAUAUAUAUAUAUAUAUAUAUAUAUAUAUAUAUAUAUAUAUGUUUGUUUGUGUGUAUGUCACGACAACGAAACACUUCUCAUAAGCAAUUAUGCUAAACAUUUUAUUGUUUAGGGAUGAAUUUAUUUUCAUAUGCAGCAAAACCGGGUAAUGUUCUUGUAGUAUAUUUAAAAAUAAUAUUAGUUUAUUAUUGUUGUUCAACAUGACAAGUCUAUUAGGUAAAGUAGAGAUUACUUUACCGUUUUAAAGAUUUUUUUUUCAAUGAAAAUUUACAUUAAUUAAAAGUGCUAUAGUUAAAAUCUGAAUUAAAAAUUACCAUGAACACUUAUAAGUGUCACUAGCUCUGCAUAUGAUUUAAUUUUGAUGUUUAUUUCUGGGUUUUUAAAUCAUUUCAUAUUUUUCUAUUUUCUUUUUAUUGUGGGUAGUUCCAAUAUUUAAUAAAAUUUGUGUAAAAAAAUCGGAAUAGUAAAAUGACUAAAUAAAUGCAUCUACAUUGUAAACUAUAUCAAACUAAAAAACACGUAUUUUUGUUUCAUGUUUAAACAAAAUAUUUUAUUCACUUGUUAAUUUUUUUAUGCCACAGAUUCAAUUAAAUUCGGUAAACAAAGUAGAGAUACAAUAGUACAGCGAAUUUUAAUAACAUUUGUAUAUUUUUAAUUGUAUUACUGUAUAUAUUCGAGCAAUUUAUUGUACUUAAAUGUUGAUGUAUUUUUAAGGUAUAUCAAUUGACUGUAAUAUUUAAACACAAUUUAUGUUCUAUUCACUGCAAAUAUUGAUGGCUUCCAAAUAUACAAAAUACACAAGUGACAGUUUUAUAGAAGAGAUAUUUUAAGACUUCUCAAACACAUUCACUUAAACCGUAAGGUCUUAUUCACGCUGCAAUAUACCACACAUUCUUUUGCAAGUUUAAUUUUAUUCAAGAAAAAAUUGCAUAUUUAUUAAAGAAACGUGUGAAAAGUUUGUACUUAAAUGUACAGCUGAAAGAGUUAUAUUAUACGAGUAUUUGUUCAGUGUAAUUUAUCCGAAAAAAUGAAGUAAGUGUGGUAUAUUACAAUGUGAAAAAGAGGAUUUUCUCUAGGAGUGAAAAUUGAUAAUUUUGUAAUUAGCACAAAUGUAAACACUUGAUUAUAUAUUACUUGAUUGUAAAUAUUAUUUAUAUACUAUGUGAUGGUUAACAAUGUACAUUAAUUGUUAGAUUAUGUAGCUUUAUAACAAGCUGAGUUAAUAUUUUAAGUUUAAUGCGAUGAUAUAUACAUAAAAUAAUUGUAAUAAUAUCCAUAUUGUAACUGCUGCAUUCCUUUUUACAAGUUUUUGUUUAAUUUUUAUUUUUGAUAAGUCUUACAAGAUAAUUUUAACUUACUUUGUUGUAAUGAAAUGUAAAAUUUUAUAUAUGUAUAUAAGUCAGGUGAAUAUGGUUUCUUGUAAACUGGUCUGAAGAUGAAACUGGAUGGUGGCCCUAAAAUUUAAUAAGACAAUGCAACCUCAUACAGUCUAGAUUCGUUUGUUAAAAAAUUGUUUUAAAAGAAAUCUUUAAUACUUUCGAAAAAUGUUAAUAUGAAGGUAGGUAAACUUUAAUUUUGUUUAUAUGAAAUGUGAAUUAGAAGAGAGAAAAAAAAUCUUUUGUUUUGAUGUGAAUUGAGAGAACUUUAGAUGUUCAUAUACAAAUACUGCCAAAUCUGUAAUAAAAAUUCAAGCAAGCAGCUUGAAAAUCUCAUGGUCAUUACAGUUAGUUACCCAAAAUGUAAUUAUGGGAACAUGAUCUGUUUUAAUUUUGUUAAUUGUGAUACCUAAAGAUACUGUCACACCACGAGUUAGGCCAAGUAAUUAUUUUAUAUUGGUGAUACAAAUCUACAGUUCUAAUUGUAGACGGAUUAGCCAUUUUUGACAUCUUAUUCGAUCGAUCGAUCGAUUGAUCUAACUACGAGCAUUGAAUAUGAUCUUAGAUGACAGCUAUUACGAUUUUAUAAUUUAAAUAAGCAUUUAAAUUGUUCGAUUGAUCGAAUAACGAGAAAAAAUUUACCAGUUUUUGGUCUGAAAGUAUCAUUAUCAUAAAGUGAUUUAUUGAUUAGAUUUGUUCAAAUAAAACGGUAAAAAUAAUUUUAUGUUGCCGCCUCACUAUAUUCCUUAUAAUAAUAAAAUGGGAUAAAAAUGAAUUUGUUUUA
Molecule: messenger RNA, 4241 nt
Organism: Galleria mellonella (greater wax moth)
Lineage: Eukaryota; Metazoa; Arthropoda; Insecta; Lepidoptera; Pyralidae
Gene: Pex7
Product: peroxisomal targeting signal 2 receptor
Exons: 8
Coding region: 243-1172 (309 amino acids)
Biological process (GO): protein import into peroxisome matrix
Cellular component (GO): peroxisomal matrix; cytosol
Molecular function (GO): protein binding
Source: RefSeq, a predicted model, not a curated record